UUUAUAGAAAAUUUUAGGUAAAAAACCAUAGGUCUUUUGUUUAGAACAAUAAAAAUAGGAAUAAUGACCAGCCUGGUUAGAAUUUCCGUAUUCUUAUGCGUGUCACAAAUAGCACGGAAUGGUUUAAUUUCGCCAGUCAGCGGAGGUACAAUUUCACUAACUAGGAUUUGGAAAGUAGUAAGAUAUGCUGGGUAAUCAAUGUAAAAUAGCCCUUUGUUACUUGCAUUGGUAAAGAAUUUGGGUUUAUAGUUAGAUCUAUCAAAAUAUAAUCUGGCAAAGUUGUAUAUAUCAAUCUUCCAAGGAAACAUAUAACAUGAUAUUUUCCAUAUAUGGUUAAGAAAACAAUAAUAGCUAACACCUGCAUGGAUAUAGCAUAACCUGCAUGAAAGAGCAUUCUAUUUUAAUGCUGGAAGAACUGAUGAUGAAAAAAUGGAUAGCGACAUGCAAUCAAUGUUGCAGUAUGAAAUAUUACGGCCCACGACAGAUUAAGAAGUUACGUAAUUGUUUUUCAUUGUUGCUGUUAUUGCAUUUGAUUUUGCUUGUUGAGAGAGUCAUUAUAGAUGGGUUUGGUCGUAUUUAUUUAUUGAUCGUUUUAAAUGUUAUCACAGCAGUGUUUGUCGUUUGUGGUGUUGUGGGUUUGUUGAAGUAUCAAGUCAAGCUUCUGCUUGCAUAUGUUGUUUGGUUGGUGAUAUGGAUUGGUUUUAAUGUGUUUGUCAUCACACUGUAUUUGAACAUUGGAAAAUUAUCACACAAAAACAAUUGGUUGAGUUUGCAGUACAAUGAACGAAGUUGGUUCAGGGAAAAUGGAAUUGGCUGCAAAGUGAAUGAUACGAUGCCAAUUUAUGCAGACAUGAGAGUUACUGACUGUGUAAUGAAAUACGAGCACAUGGAAAUCAUACAAGCCUGUCUGCAAAUCCUAAUUUCAUUAAUCAAUCUCUGCAUGUCGUGUUGGUUAGCUUGCAAGUUGAGCGAAGAUAACGAUGAAGACACGUUUGGAUUUGUCGGUGGUUUCGACCCCUUAUCUGCUCGCGUUGCUCCCACCAGGUCCUCGCAUCCUAAAAUUAAAUACCUUGAAGACGACGAGUAUGAAAUUUAAACGAAAUUCUUUCUUGUGUUUUUCCAUGCAUUUCUGUUAUUUAUUAUUUAUUAGUAGUUUAUUGUCACGUGAUAAAAUAGUUGACCUAAGUUAUUCCUAUCUAGCUGAGGUGACUAUCUGUAUCUGAAUGACAAAAAUUGUUUUAAAGUGUUUGAAGUUUUUGCAGUCUCAAACUUUGGUGGUCACAACAUUUCGCGAAAAAAAAAACGCGUGAAGAGUUAACAUCUCGUGAACGCGAAAAUUUUCGAAUUGGUCUAAGUAAUAUUUUUUAAACGGGAAUUAAUUUCGCAGUUGAUAAAGUUGAAAGAGAAGAAGAUGAAACCAACUUUUUUUCAACAAAAGUUCUACUUAACACUGGCAGAAAGAUGCAGUUUAAGUGCAGAUUUAGAAGUUCAAUAUAUUUCGCUGCGUUAGUUUUCUUGUUGAUUGUACCAACCAGAAGCGCCGUCUCUUGAUAUCAUUUUUCGCGUACGUAACUGUCGCAAAUCGACGUGUUAAUAGUUUCACGCCAAAUUCACGAAAGUUUGACACCCAAAUAUUAUUUUUGUCUUUCCCGCUUUCUUUUCUUCUAAAAGAGAGAAAUAUCUCUAUCGUUGUUUCAUCAGUUUGUAUGCAGAAGAACAACUGCUAUUUUGGUUUUAAUACUCUGCUAGAAAUUGAAAAUAAAAAAUUAAGAAUUUAUUUUAUCAGGUUCUAUAAAACCAGAUUAUUAGGAAAUGAGAGAAUUUUGAACAAGAACAAGUUAUGUGAGAAUUUUUUUUAACAACAGUUGCAAGUUUAAAAAAAACUCAACAUUUUCCCCUCUCCUUUCACUGGAAGAUUAACGUUAUUCCAAGUGAAACACGUUCAAGGGCAUUUUUAUCGGGCGAGUUAUUUCCAGCAAAUUAUAUCGAGUGAGUAAUGUCAAGCGAGUUAUUCCUUAUAAGUUAUUUUUGUGUACAGUUGUAUAUGAUGUAAAUAACAUUAUUAUAUCGUUAUUAUUUUUGUUUAUGUAAUUGCAUUGAAUAUUAUUACCACCAUAUAUAAUUAAUAACUUUUGCAAUAAAAUUGCACACUAGCCA
Molecule: messenger RNA, 2157 nt
Organism: Hydractinia symbiolongicarpus
Lineage: Eukaryota; Metazoa; Cnidaria; Hydrozoa; Anthoathecata; Hydractiniidae
Product: sodium/potassium-transporting ATPase subunit beta-1-interacting protein 3-like
Exons: 9
Coding region: 383-1096 (237 amino acids)
Biological process (GO): regulation of sodium ion transport
Source: RefSeq, a predicted model, not a curated record